AUGAGGCUAGCAGAAGAGAUCCUGAUUUCUGUCAAAGAGCAGGAAGCCAUCAGGAAGCUCAUGGUUUUCUUGCAUGAAUGGGAUAGUGCCCACAAAGUUGCUCAAAGCUGCAUCCUGGAUAGCUUCAUUAAAAGCAAGGCAGAACCAGAGCGGAGCUGGAGUUCUCCCUGGAGUUUGUUCCUGGCUCACCUAACAGCAUGGCUCAGGAUGGCAUAUGUGUUUCCUCAGACAGCUGGAGGUGCCGUGUGCCACAGAUACCUUACUGAAUUUCUGGAGAUCGGAAGUGUCUCGAUUCCCCUGGAAAUAUCAGGGCUGAACCACCUGAAAGAAGAGGACAAAAAGGAGUCUGUAAAGCUGCUGCCGCUCACCACAGACGCUGGGGUACAAGACCUCGCCAAGUUCUUGGCCUCUUCCAACAAAGCAGAGGGUCAAGAAGACACGCAGGUUCUGCUGGACUCUUCAGGCUGUGACAAUCCCAAGUACCAGAACCAGGUCUACCCGGUAGCUGUGCGGCUCUGUACCUCUCCACAGGCCCAGCACGGGCUCUGCCGAUGCUCAGGGUCGUGCAGGAUACGGUGGGAGAGGUGCCCUGUGCCCUCAAGGAGCCCGUGCUGGGCGUGCUGCGCUCUGUGCACCUGGAGUAGGAAAGCAGGAUCUGUGUACCCACCCUGGGCACUCUGGGGCAGGCCGUGGCUGGCCUGGGCAAGUGUGGCGGGGGUGAAGGGCGAGCUCAGGAGCUCCCGACCACAUAUCCCCAAAUCCCCGUCCCGCCGGACUGCGCCGCCUCAUUAGUAUUCGUUCAUUUGCAUACCCAGGGUGCACCGCGCCCGGUACCGCAGCCCCGGUAAAACCUUUCGGUGCCGCCGCUCUCCGGGGCCGCUGGUCCCGGAGCGGGGCCGGGCCAGUCCCUGCCGGGUGAACGGACCGGGGAAGCGGAGGGUGGAACUGGGGGGGUCGAGGGGUCGCCAUGACCUAUAGAGAGACGGUUGAGACUACGUAUGUGCAGGGGGGGAAUUGACGGCAUACUCUGGUUUCUCUUCAGAUCGUAUAAAUCUUUCGCCUUUUACUAAAGAUUUCCGUGGAGAGGAACAAGUACGAGUGUCGAAUAAUUUUUUGAGGCUCCAUUUCGGUGGAGCUA
Chiroxiphia lanceolata (lance-tailed manakin) is the source of this 1138-nucleotide messenger RNA. RefSeq names its product armadillo like helical domain containing 1 (gene ARMH1). The transcript has 5 exons. The record is from RefSeq and is a predicted model, not a curated record. NCBI's taxonomy places the organism in Eukaryota, Metazoa, Chordata, Aves, Passeriformes, Pipridae. The coding region runs from base 1 to 792 and encodes 263 amino acids.